Molecule: messenger RNA, 1770 nt
Organism: Engraulis encrasicolus (European anchovy)
Lineage: Eukaryota; Metazoa; Chordata; Actinopteri; Clupeiformes; Engraulidae
Product: zinc finger protein 391-like
Exons: 4
Coding region: 150-1643 (497 amino acids)
Biological process (GO): regulation of transcription by RNA polymerase II
Cellular component (GO): nucleus
Molecular function (GO): RNA polymerase II cis-regulatory region sequence-specific DNA binding; DNA-binding transcription factor activity, RNA polymerase II-specific
Source: RefSeq, a predicted model, not a curated record
UUCAAAUUUUCGCAGAUGUCGUCGUCGGCUUCACACACCCGGUUGUUUAGCUUGGGCUGGCACUGGCAGAUAUGGUACCGUAGACACUUCACUGUUAAAACGACUCACGGUUAACACAAACGUUUAAAGACUUCUCUGAUUUACCAACCAUGGAAAACGCGCUAAAGGUCAUUAAAGUGGAGGACGACUGUGACAACAGUCUGUUCAAUGAUGGCGAGGGAGUUGUGUUUUCUUUGCAUGCUUUGGAUUGCAAAGUUGAGACCGACUCAAAAGGUUGGUCAUCACCAUUUGCUGUCUGUAAUGGGGCAUUGUCGACAACAGAAGCAAAGGUCUUUAAAGAAGAGAACUGUGAAUCGUCACUUUCCUCGUUGCCCAUCAAAUGCGAAAGUGAAGAGACGACACUGAAGGCAAUCAGGAGGACAGAAGACUACCUGGAAGAAAGUGGUGGUGAUGGUCCUCUGAAAAGUGAAGCUGAGCCCCUUUGCACAGAGCAGACCUCGCUAUCUGCAGCCGUCAAAGCUGAACCGUUCAAGGAUGAAGAUGGAUCAGCCAUGGCUCCUGUCCUGAGCUCUGAGACAAAUCCAGAUCUAGUGUCACGAUACCAGCUGAGGAGGUUAUCAGUGCGACUGGUAGACUGCUGUACAAGACGAGGUCAAGAAGGCACGAAUGACAAGAAAAACAAAGAUGGGGUUAAACCUGAAACUGUUUUGCGUGGUGGGCCAGAAAUGGAAUCAAUUUCGUCUGUAAUUCCCAAAUCCACGGCUGUGCCAGAAAUAAUGAUGCCUGUACUAACAAAGAAGCACUGCUGUUCUCUUUGUGGUGAGUGCUUCAAUGCCUGGACAAGUCUGAGAGCACACCAGCUCAUUCACACUGGAGAGAGGCCCUAUGCCUGCCAGCAUUGUGGCAGAAGGUUUUCACGGGCAAGGAAUUUCCAACGACACCAACGCAUUCACACUGGAGAGAGGCCCUAUGUCUGCCAGCAUUGUAGCAAAAGCUUUUCAAGGUCAGGGGAUCUCAAACGACACCAACGCAUUCACACAGGAGAGAGACCAUAUGCCUGCCAGCAUUGUAGCAAAAGGUUUUCACGGUCAGGGCAUCUCCAAGUUCACCAACACAUCCACACAGAAGAGAGGCCCUAUGCCUGCCACCAGUGUGGCAAACGUUUUUCACAAGAAGGGCAUCUCCAAGUUCACCAACGCAUUCACACUGGAGAGAGGCCCUAUGCCUGCCAACAUUGUAACAAAUGUUUCACAGUGGCAGGAAAUCUCAAACGACACAACCGCAUUCACACUGGAGAGAGACCCUAUAUCUGCCAGCAUUGUAGCAAAAGUUUUUCACAGGCAAGGGAUCUCAAACGACACCAACGCAUCCACACAGAAGAGAGGCCCUAUGUCUGCCAUCAGUGUGGCAAACGUUUUUCACAGGUAGGGCAUCUCCAAAUUCACCAACGCAUCCACACUGGAGAGAGGCCCUAUGCCUGCCAGCAUUGUAGCAAAAGUUUUUCACAGGCAGGGGAUCUCAAACGACACCAACACAUCCACACAGAAGAAAGGCCCUAUGCCUGCCAACAUUGUAGCAAAAGUUUUUCACGGGCAGGGCAUUUCCGAAGACACCAACGCAUUCACACAGGAGACGAGCCUUAGGGCCCAUUCUCAUAUUUCCGACGAUUGCAUUCAAUUAAUUUUCAAUGGGAUGCAACCAAUGUUCCCUCUAAAUUUUUCGGUGCCUGAGCAAAUGCACUAUAUCACUGAGCAGAGCCAAUAACCUCGG